AUGCAGCGCUCCUCGUUUGCACCCCCUCCGGCCCAGUCGCCUCCCCUUCACCACCCCAUCCCACAGCAUGUUUCUACAGUUCCGAUGAUGCGGUCGCCGCCGCCGCCAGUCUCUCAGCAGUCACAGCACCAGCACCAGCACCAGCACCAGCAGCAUGGAUACAACAAUCCCUACCAGCCAAACCCGGCCCAGGGAGGGCAGUUCGCCCCUGGGUUCGGUGGCUUCAUGUCGGAUCCAACUGCCCAGAUGGGCUUCCAGGUCGGCAAGAGCGCCGUCAUGGCCGGCCAGGAGUAUAUGGAGCAGAAUUUAAACCGUUAUGUGUCGAUUCCCGCACUAAAACACUACUUUAACGUCUCCAAUUCAUACGUUCUCAAGAAGCUUGCUCUCGUCCUGUUUCCCUGGAGGCAUAAGCCGUGGUUCCGCCAGCAGGGCCGCAUGGCUGGUGCGGCGUCGGCAAGCGGCCAGAUCAGCCAGGCUCAGUACACCUCCAUGUAUCUCCCCCCUCGCGACGACGUCAACUCGCCCGACAUGUACAUUCCCGCAAUGGCUCUCGUCACGUAUAUCCUGCUUUCGGCGGUUCUGGCUGGUCUGCGGGGGAAUUUCCACCCAGAGAUACUGCGCUCGAUAACGUUCAUUGCUCUGGCAGUGGUGAUAUUUGAAAUUGUCUGCCUCAAGGUGGCCAUGUAUAUUCUCAACAUCAACAACGACUCCCAGCUGCUCGACUUGGUGGCCUACUCGGGAUACAAGUUUGUCGGCAUCAUCGCCACCCUGGGCGUGUCCGAGAUACUGACGCCCGGACAAGGCACUGGAGGUUGGGUCGGCUGGACGGUCUUCAUCUAUACUUUCCUUGCCAACUCCUUCUUCUUGCUCCGCUCGCUAAAGUACGUCCUCCUACCGGACUCGUCCACGGACGCAGCCAUGCGAGGCGGCACCAUGCCGACCGUGGCCCGUUCCCAGCGCAACAGACGCACCCAGUUCCUCUUCAUCUACUCGUACAUGAUCCAGUUUGUGUUCAUGUGGAUUCUCAGCAGACAGGGGCCCGUCCCUUCUGCCGCCACCUCCCCAAAGCCUCCCACCCCGGGGACCCUGUCAUGA
Molecule: messenger RNA, 1095 nt
Organism: Microsporum canis CBS 113480
Lineage: Eukaryota; Fungi; Ascomycota; Eurotiomycetes; Onygenales; Arthrodermataceae
Product: protein transport protein yif1
Exons: 3
Coding region: 1-1095 (364 amino acids)
Biological process (GO): endoplasmic reticulum to Golgi vesicle-mediated transport
Cellular component (GO): Golgi membrane; endoplasmic reticulum-Golgi intermediate compartment; endoplasmic reticulum membrane
Source: RefSeq, a predicted model, not a curated record